This is a messenger RNA of Adelges cooleyi (spruce gall adelgid), 3797 nucleotides long. RefSeq names its product nose resistant to fluoxetine protein 6-like. Lineage: Eukaryota; Metazoa; Arthropoda; Insecta; Hemiptera; Adelgidae. Gene Ontology annotation, molecular function: acyltransferase activity, transferring groups other than amino-acyl groups. The transcript is spliced from 17 exons. The record is from RefSeq and is a predicted model, not a curated record. Bases 63 to 2459 code for a protein of 798 amino acids.
CGUGACCAUCACUUUGCAAUGUUCAAGAGAUCAUUGGUAUUGCAAUACUGUAUUCUAUUGCUAUGAUCAUUCGUGUCAAGGAUCAGACCAGAUGGACUAGUUAUUGUUGGACGACAAUUAACGCAGUUUACAUUGUUGCCGUAGAACAAGUCCAAUACGCGACUUGCACCGUUGUUUCGUAUAGGCGAGUAAGUAUCACCAGUUCAUUUUCAAGAUAUUAUUGGCACAGUCCGUAUACUAUGCAAACGGACUUACUGCAGUACUUUACCGGCGUUCUGGUCGCGUGUACAGCUUGGACCGUGGCCGACGGCCAACGACACAAUUCCAGCACGUUAUGGGUAGGAAGGUUGUUGAUCGACACCCUGUUCGACUUGACGCCCAGCGGCCAAUCGGAUCAGUGCACAAAAGACUUGCAGACAUACAGAGAAAACGUGGCCAACCUGACGCUUUGGGCAGUGAAGAUGUUGGACGCAUCGUCCAAAGGACCAUCAGGGCUUCUGUCCGGCGACAAUUAUCAGUUGGGUCACUAUGACCAGUGCUUGUCCGUAUCCGUGCCGGACAUUCGUAUAUCGGGUCAAUACACUAUUGUAAAAAUCAACUUUGUCCCGACCAAGUACACCAACUACAGGCCGCUGGGAAUAGUAGAUUACCGGGAACCGAGUCCCAAGACAAAAGUAUGGGCUGGUACCAAACCAUCGUCCGAUCCAAGUAAGACGCCAAGAGACGAGUUUCAUUGGGCCGUAUGUCAUCCUGAUUCGUGCUCACCCGAACGGUUAAAGUCUAUUUUGACAGAACAACUGAAGCAAGUGUCAGGUCUAAACAUAUCCGUCGACGUGGACCCACUGAUGUCGUCCAAGCGGGGAGAUGCCGAACCGAUGGGCGUGUAUCAUUACAUUUUUUUCUCUGCGAUAGGUCUAAAUUUGGCAAUGGUCGCCAUUGGAACUUGGUACGACGUGGCCGUGUUGGGUAAUGACGAAACGCACAAAAGAGGGAUGUUGAAAAACUUGCUGAAACCGUUUUCGGUGACGGCAAACGCGAAACGGCUGUUGAAGAAGAACAGCGAUCCCGAAUUGUCUAUCAUCAACGGGCUCAAAGUGAUUUCCGUGUGCCACGUAAUACUUGGACACAGAAUGCUAGUUUUGCUGGCCAACGCCAUCUCCAAUCCAGAGUUCAACGUAAAAGCUGUCAAGACGGUAUGGUACAGUUAUUUCGAUUCACCGUUGAUCGUUGAGACUUUUUUCGUUAUCAGUGGCUUUCUCACUUACCACGUGGUCAUCAAGGAGAUUGAGAGGACGAAAUCUUUUAGUCUGGUGAUUAUGCUGUUCUACAGAUGGUUAAGGAUAUUUCCCGUUUACGCAAGUUUGAUAGCCGUUUAUGUGUUUGCUUUGCCGUACAUUGGCGACGGUCCGCUGUGGAAGUCCAUUGUUUACAAAGAAUCAGAACGAUGCAAAAUCAGCUGGUGGUCCAAUUUGAUAUUCUUGAAUAAUUAUCUGAGCACCGAUAAUUUUUGUAUCAUACCAUCGUGGUAUUUGGCAUGCGAUAUGCACUUUUUCCUGCUGGGCUCGUUGCUGACGUAUGCGGCGUGGAAAAACAGAAAAGCGGGUGUUGGGCUGAUGUUGACAGCCUUGGCCGUGUCCAUGUUCGUGCCGUCCAAAAUUAUAUAUGACAACAAAUACUGGGGAUCGCAACCAGUUUAUAUUAAGUAUUUUCAUAAAUUUAUAUUUAUUCCAAAGUUUCCCCCAAUGGUAGCGCCUUGUAUAGCCAACCCACCGACUCACAUUAUGAUUGGUUUGUCGUUUAUCAGCGCAAUACGUGACGUGAACAGCGAGCCCAACUUCAAAGGUAUGUACGUUAAAAGUCACACCAGGGCCACCACGUACUUGGUCGGACUCCUCAUGGCAGUUCUCUACGAAAAACUCAAACGGAUCGAAUACCAGUUUUCCAAGCAACAACUCUUCCUGAGCGUUAUAUUUUGCAUCGUUAUGGGCAAUGCUGCGUUUUUGAGUACUUAUAUUUUGUAUACACCGGGAAAGCCGUACGACCCGUGGGUACACAUGAUAUUUUUCACGGCCACGCGGACUACAUGGGCUUUGAUCAUUAGCCUCGCGAUCAUCGCUCACGGUACUACCGGGCUAAAUUUCAUCAGUGAUUUCUUGGGUCACGAACUCUUCAAUUGUUUGGGAAAAUUGACGUACUGUGUUUACAUGUAUCAAGAACUGAUUCAAUUCAUAACCGUUGGCAGCAUGCGAUCGCCCGGAUAUGCCAGCCAUACACUACUGAUUUGGAUGACUUGUGGAGAUAUAACGUCCACCUAUAUAAUCGCCGUUAUAGUCAACUUCAUGAUAGAAUCACCGUGCGACAAAAUUCAAAAGAAUUUAAUGAAGUUAUUAAUCAAAGGUAAAAAAAAUGAUAUCGUCGAAGAAACCAGAAUGAAAGAAAUUAAAAGUAAUAAAGAAUAAUUAUUUCCACUCCUGACGACGACAUACGAACUCGUCGAGAUGGUCCCUGCCUGUAAAGUCUGUUGGAUAGUAGCUGUUUUGGCGUUGUUAACAAUCCAGAUGUUCAGCGCAACGCCCAUAAAUCCGUUUAAUUGUCCAUCAUGCGGAUGCAAUAGAUUUUCUCAGAAAGAAAAAUUCUACAGUCUACUCAAACCAUCGUGUCCCUGCACAAGUUAUCCGAGCUUUCAAAAUCCUUUUUACACACGUGCCGCCGAGCAACCUGUCUGCAGUGGGUUUUCCUAUAAUCUCCAACUACCACUUCCGGUUUCAUCAGUAACGAAAAGUUCUUAUCCGUAUGAAGUCGACACUCCCGUGGCACCGUGUCCACCUUCGUAUCGCGAUUUCGAUUAUCAACUCCAAGUACCGGUGGCUGCUAAACCUGUUUACAAAUUCGGACCUCUUGAUGCAAUCAUCGACAGAACCUACAACAAGUGUCCGGGCCCGUGUAAGCCGGUGAGACUUUAUUGAAACUCUUGUCAUACUACUUCUGAGUACUACUCCUAAGCGCUACAGGCUAUAUUCCCUACACCCGUCUUUCUCUACUUCACUUGACAUCGGUAUUGACUUGAAAAUUAUAAUAUUUGCAAAGUAUGCACGGUUACCAGCAAUGGUUGUUUUUCUUUGUAUCCUCUGUCGUGAUAUCGCUAUUGUCUUGGGUCACCUUUGAUUCGCUCACGUGGCUUUUGCACUGGCCAUGCCUUUUUUGUUUCCAAAAAGCUAAUAUGUGUGUUCUAGGAGUUUUUUGACUACGCCGGUCGUAUUGACAAACACGAAGUUUGCAAACGACAAGUGGCCGAUUGCUCGAGUCGACGCGAUCACUUCGUAGACAACAAUCCGGGAUGUCGGGGAUGCGAUCCGACAAACGUUGAUCUUUACAAACCGAAAACCCGAUUAGGACUCUACUUAGACUACUUGAAGCGAAGACGGUCCACAGCUGAGUAUCUUGACGCCGUUACGUCCAGGUCAGCUUUUUCGCCCAAUCCACUGGUCGGAUGCAACUCAUCGAACGAUAGCUAUACUAAUACUAUGGGAAGCGUGCCGGGGCUUGGAUAUUACACAGGCUCACGGAACAGGUCGAGGAGAUCUUGCGAUAAUCGUUCGGUGGUGUGCAGUGAUUCGACUGAAGGGUCAACGGAGAGCGGUGAGCUAAAUGAAAACGAGGAAGUGUUGUCCGACUAUUGUAGUUGUGGUCAUGAUAAGGAAAACGGUGAAUGCGAAUGCGGCUCCAAUGAACCAGAGUGCGAAGCUAAAGAUUGCACCAACAUAAGGAGCUGUGUGGAGAUCAUCUAAUGAUGUUAU